Molecule: messenger RNA, 1844 nt
Organism: Apaloderma vittatum (bar-tailed trogon)
Lineage: Eukaryota; Metazoa; Chordata; Aves; Trogoniformes; Trogonidae
Gene: GTPBP1
Product: GTP binding protein 1
Exons: 12
Coding region: 3-1844 (613 amino acids)
Biological process (GO): translational elongation
Molecular function (GO): translation elongation factor activity; GTPase activity; GTP binding
Source: RefSeq, a predicted model, not a curated record
UGAUGGUGAGUCCAACUUCAGAGCAGUAUGACAGCUUGCUCCGGCAGAUGUCAGAGAGAAUUGAUGAGGGAUGUGGGGAGACCAUCUAUGUCAUUGGUCAAGGAUCGGAUGGGACUGAAUACGGCCUGAGCGAGGCAGACAUGGAAGCAUCCUACGCCACGUUGAAGAGCAUGGCAGAGCAGAUCGAGGCUGACGUGAUCCUCCUGCGGGAGCACCAGGAGGCAGGGGGCAAGGUGCGCGACUACCUGGUUCGGAAACGCGUGGGUGACAACGACUUCCUGGAGGUCAGGGUGGCAGUGGUUGGCAACGUGGAUGCAGGCAAGAGCACGUUGCUGGGCGUCUUGACACAUGGCGAGCUAGACAAUGGUCGAGGCUUCGCCCGGCAAAAGCUCUUCCGCCAUAAGCACGAGAUUGAGUCGGGCCGCACCAGCAGUGUGGGCAAUGACAUUCUGGGCUUCGACAGUGAGGGCAACGUGGUGAACAAGCCCGACAGCCACGGUGGCAGCUUGGAAUGGACAAAGAUCUGUGAGAAAUCCACCAAGGUCAUUACUUUCAUUGACCUGGCCGGUCAUGAAAAGUACCUGAAAACCACCGUCUUUGGCAUGACCGGCCAUUUACCUGACUUCUGCAUGCUUAUGGUCGGCAGUAACGCUGGAAUUGUUGGGAUGACCAAGGAGCACUUGGGCCUGGCGCUUGCGCUUAACGUUCCCGUCUUUGUUGUGGUGACCAAGAUUGACAUGUGCCCUGCCAACAUCCUGCAAGAAACCCUGAAGCUGUUACAGCGACUGCUGAAGUCCCCAGGGUGCAGGAAGAUUCCCGUGCUGGUUCAGAGCAAGGAUGAUGUCAUUGUAACAGCCUCCAACUUCAGCUCAGAGAGGAUGUGCCCCAUUUUCCAGAUUUCAAAUGUGACCGGGGAGAACCUAGAUUUGCUGAAAAUGUUUCUUAAUCUCCUGUCUCCGCGGACCAGUUACAGGGAAGAAGAGCCAGCAGAAUUCCAGAUAGAUGAUACUUACUCUGUCCCGGGUGUAGGAACAGUUGUGUCUGGGACGACACUGAGAGGCCUGAUCAAGCUCAAUGACACCCUGCUGCUUGGGCCAGAUCCCCUUGGCAACUUCCUACCUAUUGCUGUCAAGUCCAUCCACCGCAAGAGAAUGCCUGUCAAAGAAGUGCGGGGAGGUCAGACUGCCUCCUUUGCUUUGAAAAAGAUCAAACGUUCUUCCAUCCGGAAAGGCAUGGUAAUGGUGUCACCCCGCCUGAAUCCACAAGCAUCCUGGGAGUUUGAAGCAGAGAUUCUGGUGCUCCAUCACCCCACCACCAUCAGCCCACGAUAUCAGGCCAUGGUGCAUUGUGGCAGCAUCCGUCAGACGGCCACGAUUCUCAGCAUGGACAAGGACUGCCUGCGGACAGGGGACAAAGCCACAGUGCACUUUCGCUUCAUCAAAACCCCGGAAUAUUUGCAUAUAGACCAGCGGCUGGUCUUCCGUGAAGGCCGCACCAAAGCUGUGGGUACCAUCACUAAGUUACUCCAGACCACCAAUAACUCGCCAAUGAACUCCAAGCCACAGCAGAUCAAGAUGCAAUCAACCAAGAAGGGAGCCGUUACGAAACGAGAGGAUGGUGUUCCUCCAGCUGGGACAGCAGCUGGAGGCCCACCAGCUGGGGACGAGGCCCCCUCAACAGCGGCAGCGCCACUGACACCUACUGCCCUGCAACCCUUGUCAAAAGUCGGAGGAGGAGGCCGGCGACGUGGGGGUCAGCGCCAUAAAGUGAAGUCUCAGGGAGCCUGUGACUUGCUGCUCUCCUCCUAUGUGCUGUCUCAGAUCCAGGGGUUAUCAAACACCUGA